UACUUGUUGCACGCAGCGCGCACAGGAAACCUCAGACUGUCAAUCUCCUCCUGCAAAGAACCACAGUCUCCUCAGAGAAACCUCCUAUCCCUCAAAGUUUUUACCAACCAUCAGGCUUCUUCCACUUCUUCACCGGGUGAGGCUGCAGCAUCUGGACUGAACCCCCCCUCCCCCAGAGUCACAUCACACGUGUCCAUCAUGUCUGGAGAAAAAGCUCGUGAGGAGAAGACCCCGGAGGGGAGGCCGCCCCCCUGCCGGGCCCUGGUGCUGACGGGUUACGGCGGCUACGACAAAGUGAAGCUGCAGGUGACGAAGCAGGGAGACGCGAAGCUGGGGCCCGGGGACGUGCUGCUGCGCGUCAAGGCGUGCGGGCUCAACUUCGCCGAGCUGAUGGGGAGGCAGGGUCUGUACGAGCCGCUGCCCGCACCGCCGGUCAUCAUGGGGAUGGAGGGCUCCGGGGUCAUCGAGGCUGUGGGGGAGGAGGUGAAGGACAGGAAGGUGGGAGAUCGUGUCAUCGCGAUGAAGCGCUCCGGCAUGUGGCAGGAUGUGGUCGCCGUGCCCUCUGACCUCACCUUCCCCAUGCCAGAAAAUAUGAGCUUCGAGGAAGGCGCCGCCAUCCCCGUCAACUACAUAUCGGCCUACCUGAUGCUGUUCGAGAUGGCCAACCUGAAGCCGGGCAAGAGCGUUCUCGUCCACAUGGCCGCAGGUGGCGUAGGUAUCGCUGCCACCCAGCUGUGUCAGACGGUGCCGGAUGUGACCGUUUUCGGCACCGCCUCAGCCUCCAAGCACGAGACCAUCACGCAGGGCGGCGUAACUCACCCCAUCGACUACCGGACCAGAGACUACGUGGAGGAGGUCCGCAAAGUCACUCCCAAGGGUGUGGACAUCGUCCUGGACCCACUUGGUGGCUCCGACACCCAGAAAGGCUUCGAUUUGUUAAAACCCAUGGGGAGUCUGAUAGUCUUUGGCGCAGCCAAUGGUGUGACGGGCCCGAAGAGGAACCUGAUGGCGCUGAUGAAGCUCUGGUACAACCAGCUCUCCAUCAGCGCCUUGAAACUGAUGCAGACCAACAAGGCCAUCGGCGGCUUCCACCUGGGCUACCUGGAGGACGACGAGCUCAUCAACAGGACCAUGUCGGAGCUGCUGGAGCUCUACAGGCAGGGCAAGAUCAAGCCCCGCAUCGACUCCUGCCAUCACUUCGAGGAGGUCGCUGACGCCAUGAGGCGCAUGCACGAGCGCCAGAACAUUGGGAAAGUCAUUCUUCUCACCGAGCCUAAGAAGAAGGACUAGAAGCCUCGGUCCGACGCUGGGCCCGGGGGAAAGGCGGAGAAAAACUGAAGCAGCUGUCGGUAAAAGAGAAGAAGGAGGCGACAGAGGAAGUCAAAGCAGAGAAAGAUUGAGUCAGAGUGUUUAUCUGAGGGAGACACUUCCUCAACAAGGUUCCCUAUUGUUUAAUCGUCCAAAAAAAAGGAAAGAAAAGAGAAGAGAUGCAGAUCUCUGUCAGUAUUUCUAAAUGUUUAUAAAGACUUAUUGUGCAAUAUUUCUAAAGUGGAGUGUCUAUGCUUUUAACACUUAUAAAUAAAAAACAACAGUGCACAGCUCAAUGUGCAGACUCAUCGUGAAUUGCAGCUAUUGCAAAAUGAAAGGUUAAAUAAGACAUUUCUCUAUAGUGAUCUUGACAAUAUCAUGAAAUGCUAUUUGUUAUAUUCAUAACAUUUUAGAUGAAGUAUAGAAAGACUGAGUAAUCACUGCAAGUAUGAACCACCCAUGGAAGAUAAAAAGCCUAAUGAAGCCCUCCCAAUAAAGGUUUUCCAGGAAUUUAGAUUUAUUCAAUUCAAAUAACAUUGAGUAAGAAUGUUUUUAAUUUCUGAUUUCUGUAAGAUUUCAGACAGAGUAUAAAUAUUCUUACGGUGACCACUGGUUCUUAACAAGUACAAAUACAAGGCCUGAAAUAGUUUUCAAUUAUCCCAAAUUCAGAUUCUCACCAUGAAAAUGUUUCUACUGAAUUAUCAGUGCAUCAUUAGUCUCUUUCUGAUUAAGUUUAUGUGAUGAACUAAUCUCUUUCUAACCAGCUGGUUAAUGAACCUGUGGAAAUACAAGUUCCUGCGUUGUGUUUUCUUGGAACAAUGUAAAGCGAUGUAAAUGUGUUUACUCGGAACAAGUGUAUUUUGACUUUCGGUUGUGUAUUUCCAUCAACAGUUUGGUCUUCAAUUUAAUUUGAGGUGGUGUUAAAAGGUCUUAGAUUUAACUUGUUGUACAGCUGUAGACACCAUGUGUAUGAACUGAAGAAGAAUUAUUAUGUUUUUAACAGUGUGAUGCAUGUGACAUGUUUGUGUCUGUGCUGCUUUAAACAUUCUGGGUCGUCACACGUGUCAAGAAGAUAUCAGUGGAUAUAAAAACAAUGAAGAUGUA
Pleuronectes platessa (European plaice) is the source of this 2412-nucleotide messenger RNA. RefSeq names its product synaptic vesicle membrane protein VAT-1 homolog. The transcript has 6 exons. Gene Ontology annotation, molecular function: oxidoreductase activity. The record is from RefSeq and is a predicted model, not a curated record. NCBI's taxonomy places the organism in Eukaryota, Metazoa, Chordata, Actinopteri, Pleuronectiformes, Pleuronectidae. Bases 199 to 1290 code for a protein of 363 amino acids.